Messenger RNA from Mya arenaria, 1074 nucleotides. Its product is annotated as leucine-rich repeat-containing protein 15-like. NCBI's taxonomy places the organism in Eukaryota, Metazoa, Mollusca, Bivalvia, Myida, Myidae. The coding region runs from base 1 to 1074 and encodes 357 amino acids. Gene Ontology annotation, molecular function: protein binding. The record is from RefSeq and is a predicted model, not a curated record. Gene Ontology annotation, cellular component: extracellular matrix. The transcript has a single exon.
AUGACAAACUUGUCGGACGAUGCUUUUAACUGUGUUGACAGCAACAUUGUUUCCCUUGACUUACGUGGCAAUAUGUUCUCAGUUUUGCCGCGAGCACUAGCAAAGCUUGUCAACUUAACAUACUUAGAUAUUCAGAAUAACCCCUUAACGACUUUAGACUAUCAUGUUAUGAGUGUAAUUGGAAAGCACUUGAAAGAAUUUCAUGUCGAUUUACUUCAUUUCAACUCAUGGCCUCGUGAGUUCCGUUUGCUUAGAGCAAUUACAACUCUUGAGAUAUCCUUCAUACAAUAUCAUACACUGAGUACAGAUGCGUUCCACGGUAUGGAGUCUACUUUGGAUACUCUAAGAAUAGAGUUUCCUCACAUGGUGAACAUGCCAAUUGCCAUUUGUCAAUUACAGAACUUACAUUCUUUAAUGUUCAAAUAUAAUAACUUACAUAGCCCCAAUGCAACAAUGAUUAUCCAGUGUAACAGAAGUCUUAUUUUAGUUACAACACUUGAUCUUUCUUUCUCUAAUGUAAGGGAUUUUCCGGAUAUUUUUCAAACGUUUCCCGAACUAACAAGCUUAAGUCUAAAUCAUAAUGCUCUUCAAUAUAUCAAUAGUGACCUUGUACCAGCACAAAAUAAACUGCAGAAAUUAUAUCUUUCUUACAACAAUUUCAGUAGAAUACCAGAUGCUUUCAAUAAGUUCCAUUUGUUAACAGAACUUGAAAUGCAAAAUAAUCACAUCGAUGCAAUUUACGAUACAGACUUUCAUAACCUAAAGGCAUUAACUACUCUUUACUUAAAUGACAAUGGUCUACAGUUUAUUUCCUCGCAUGCCUUUAAAUAUAAUCCUAAAUUGAAUGAUUUGAAACUGAACAACAACCGUCUCCGUACGGUAUCUAGUUCCAUCACGACCUUGCACUCACUCAGGUAUUUGUACCUCCAGAACAAUCAAAUCGAUUGUACAUGUGACUUGUCCUCCUUGCAGUCCUGGAAUGUCAGCAGUAUAUACUUUAUAUAUGGAAAUUGUGGUUCAAGUUCUGAAUCCUUAAAGCAUUAUGUCAUGAAUGUGCUUCCUGGUUGCCAAUAG